Molecule: messenger RNA, 1581 nt
Organism: Acanthosepion pharaonis
Lineage: Eukaryota; Metazoa; Mollusca; Cephalopoda; Sepiida; Sepiidae
Source: the annotation of a GenBank genome assembly
AUGAGACUUCCAGACAAAACCAGUCCAUGUACAAACACGCUAAUUAUCAACGACAAGGAACUGGAGAAGAAUCGAAGGUUAUACACUGAAUUGCCGAAAGGGGGCGCUUCUUCUUCUUUUUCUUCUUCUCAUUUCCCUUACUCUUUCUUUCCUUUUUUAGAUUCCUCGUUACUCUCUAUCAUGUUUCCAUUUCACUUACUUUUCUUCGUUUUUUCAUUCUUUUAUUUUCAAUCUUUGCGUACUACUAUCUUUUUUCUUCAUUCGUUUAACUUUUUUGUUGCUUCUUUUUUUCUUUCAUUGUUUUUAUUUUCCUGCAUUCUCUCUUUUAACGAUAUUUUUUCUUCUUUCUUUACCUUUGGUUUCUUUUCUUUUUAUUCUAUUUCUGCUUUUCGUGAAAUUUCCUUUUCUUCUUCCAUUUUCUUCUUCAUUUUUUUCUUCCUUUUUCUUCUUUCUUUUUUCUUUUUCCUUUUUCUUCCUUAUUUUUCUUCUUUUUUCUUCCUUUUUCUUCUUUAUUUUUCUUCUCCCUUUUUCUUCUUGCUUUUUCUUCUUUCCUUUUUCUUCUUUCUUUUUUUCAGUUUUCUCUUUCAUUUUUCUUCUUCUUUUUUCUUCUUUCUUUUUUCUUCUUCCUUUUUCUUCUUUAUUUUUCUUCCUUUUUCUUCUUCCUUUUUCUCCUUUCUUUUUCUUCUUCCUUUUUCUUCUUUCCUUUUUCUUCUUCCUUUUUCUUCUUUCUUUUUUCUUCCUUUUUUUUCUUCCUUUUUCUUCUUUCUUUUUUCUUCUUCAUUUUUCUUCUUCAUUUUUCUACUUCAUUUUUUUCUUUCUUUUUUCUUCUUCAUUUUUAAUCUUCCUUUUUCUUCUUCAUUUUUCUUUUUCUGCUUUCUCUCUCUUUCACUGAUUCCCCCAUUUUCUACUUUCUUUUCUUCUUCCUUUUGCCUCCUCUUUUUCAGUUUUCUUCUUUCUUUCUUUGAUCCUUCCGUUUCAUCAUUCUUUUUUUUUUUUCUCCUUCAUUUUGUUCUGUCUUUCGUUUUUCUUUUUCUUUUUCUUUCUUUUUUCCUGAUCUUUCUUUUUCUUCUUUCUUUUUCUCCUUCCUUUUCCGACCUCUUUUAUCUUUUUCGGUUUCCUCUCUUUCAUUCCUUGAUCCUUCCGUUUCAUCUUUCUUUUUUCUCCAUUUUGUUUCUUUUUUUUUCUAUUUUCUUUCUAUUUUCUGAUUUUUCCUUUUCUUCUUUCUUUUCUUCUUCUUUUUGCGCCGUCUUUUUUCUUUUUCUGUUUUCUGUCUGUCUGUCUCACUCUCUUUCUCCUCCCCUUAAUCUUUCCUCUUUCCAUUUAAUCUAUCUUUUUUCUCCUCCCUUUUUCCUCCUCCUUUUUUCCUCCUCCCUUUCCUGUCUCAUUUUCUGUAUCUGUCUUUAUUCUUUUUCUUUCCUUGUAAAUUUUACUUUUAACAAUAGCAGUAUAUCCCGAUUCUUCUUCUUCUUCUUCUUCUUCUUCUUCUUCUUCUUCUUCUUCUUCUUCUUCUUCUUCUUCUUCUUCUUCUUCAUUCCCAUCCCAUAUUUUUUUUCCAUAUCUAGUUACUUAUUCCCGGUUUAG